Molecule: messenger RNA, 979 nt
Organism: Xylona heveae TC161
Lineage: Eukaryota; Fungi; Ascomycota; Xylonomycetes; Xylonales; Xylonaceae
Product: mitochondrial superoxide dismutase [Mn]
Exons: 4
Coding region: 125-820 (231 amino acids)
Biological process (GO): superoxide metabolic process
Cellular component (GO): mitochondrion
Molecular function (GO): metal ion binding; superoxide dismutase activity
Source: RefSeq, a predicted model, not a curated record
CUUUCCCUCCCACUCUCACCUUUUCUUCAACUUUCAGAUACCCCCCUCAGCACUUAUCAGGCUUCUUCAUAACUGUGGUCAAUUUAAUUUUUUCGCUAUUAAACUCUAAUUGCUUCAAUUCAUCAUGUCUGCCUCUCUCUUCCGCACUUCUUUCGCCCGCGCCGCCCUUCGCGCCGGUGCUGCUUCCACCCCGAAGGCUGCCGGCGUCGCUGGCAUGACUUUUGCUCGUGGCAAGGCCACACUGCCUGACCUUGCUUACGACUUUGGCGCCCUUGAGCCCUCCAUUUCUGGCAAGAUUAUGGAGCUGCACCACAACAUGCACCACAAAACCUACGUGAACUCGUUCAACGAGGCUUCCGAGAAGCUUGCCGCGGCCAAGGAGAGCAAUGACAUCGCCGCUCAGAUUGCUCUGCAGCCUUUGAUCAACUUCCACGGGGGUGGCCACAUCAACCACAGCCUCUUCUGGGAGAACUUGGCCCCCAAGAGCCAGGGCGGUGGUGAGCCCCCGUCUGGUGCCCUUGGCAAGGCCAUUGACGACACCUUUGGCAGCCUUGAGUCCUUCCAGGGCAAGUUCAACACUGCUUUGGCCGGCAUCCAAGGCAGCGGCUGGGCUUGGCUGGUCAAGGACAACCAGACCGGCAACAUUGGCAUCAAGACCUACGCGAACCAGGACCCUGUCGUCGGCCAGUUCACUCCCAUUCUUGGUAUCGAUGCCUGGGAGCACGCUUACUACUUGCAAUACCAGAACCGCAAGGCCGAGUACUUCAAGGCCAUUUGGGAGGUCAUCAACUGGAAGACUGCUGAGAAGCGUUUCCAGUAAAUGCGACACGCAUUUAAAAUGACUGAUUUUCGUUUAUUUUGGCCAUCUAUAGUUUAGCGUUUACGGGACUGAAUCAAUUUUACGGGUUAUUCUACACAUUGUUUUUCUUGGCUAUAACCACUGCUCGAUGUGACAUGACAUUCUUAUUGAGCCAUGACU